Molecule: messenger RNA, 1392 nt
Organism: Zasmidium cellare ATCC 36951
Lineage: Eukaryota; Fungi; Ascomycota; Dothideomycetes; Mycosphaerellales; Mycosphaerellaceae
Exons: 6
Coding region: 1-1392 (463 amino acids)
Molecular function (GO): hydrolase activity
Source: RefSeq, a predicted model, not a curated record
AUGCCUCGUAAAGACGUCGAGUUCAAGACGUCAGACAACGUGAUUCUUCGAGGAUGGCUUUUCACACCCUCCAGCAGCAACGGCAAGCUUCCAUGCUUGAUCAUGGCUCACGGCUGGUCUGCAGUCAAAGAGAUGGACCUCGACGCUUUUGCCGAACACUUCACCUCCAAGUUGCCCAUCACUUGCCUCGUCUACGACAAUCGUGGCUUUGGUGCAAGCGACACUGCGAAAGAUCAGCCCAGGCAUGAGAUUGUACCAAGCCUGCAGAUGAGUGAUUACUCGGAUGCCAUUACUUAUGCUCAGAGCCUUGAUGAGGUUGACGGCCGCAAGAUUGGCAUUUGGGGCAGCUCCUACAGUGGUGGGCAUGUCUUGUAUGUUGGCGCUGCUGACAAGAGGGUCAAGACUGUUCUCUCCCAGAUGCCCCUCGUGAACGGGUUCGAGAACUUUGUCAGACUUGUACGGUCGGACAUGGUCCCUGGCAUGAUUCAGAUGUGGGAAGAUGAUCGUAAAGGUAGAGCAGCAGGCAAAGAUCCCAUCGUCAUCCCGGUUGUGUCAAACGAUCCCGCAGCACCGAGUGCGCUUCCUACCCCUGACAGCUACGAGUUCUUCACAGCCUGGGAGAAGAAGAGUUGUUGGAAGAACGAAGUGACCUUGAGAAGCAUCGAGCACCUUCGCUCAAACGACCCAUCCCAUCUAAUCCACCGCUUGGCACCAACACCUCUCCUUAUGACAGUAGCUGCGAAUGACGUUCUCACCCCCACGGAUCUUGCCCUCGAGGCAUACUCGAGAGCCAGGGAGCCCAAGCAGCUUCACAUCAUCCCCGGUGGCCACUUCGACGGAUAUAGACUCCCACGCAUUGCCAUUCUCGCCUUUGGGCCCGCACACAUCACACCAGCCUUACGUGCGUGUUGCGUCGAGGUCACAGCAUUGGCCACAGGCUUCAGGCAUACCGUGACGAUGGAGCACGACAGCCUCGCCAUCCUUCUCUGCCCAGGAUCGUGGCAUACAACACGCCACUACGAUUCAUUCGUAACGCACGCAAAAGACCUCUAUAUUCAGGUCGAUGUCGCAAUCCCACCGAAUGAAGAGGGCCAGGUUACGGACGAUGACUUCGAGAUCCACGUCCGGAACGCAUCUCAGCAGCUCCAAGCAUUCAUGAAAGACGACAAGAACGUUCUGCUUCUGGCGCACAGCUUCGGCGGCUUCGUAGCGUGUGAGGCAGUUACUGCGGCAAGCCAUGUUUCGGCUGGUCGACUACUUGGAAUCGUCUUUGUAGCAGCGUUUGCACCCGAAUACGGACGGACCUUCGCAGACCUGUUUGCAGGCCAACCAGCACAGAGCUGGACAGCGAUCGAGGCGAGCACCGUCCCACCCCUUUUCAGACCUCGCUGA